Messenger RNA from Suncus etruscus (white-toothed pygmy shrew), 4691 nucleotides. RefSeq names its product TAO kinase 1 (gene TAOK1). The transcript is spliced from 19 exons. Gene Ontology annotation, biological process: protein phosphorylation; execution phase of apoptosis. Lineage: Eukaryota; Metazoa; Chordata; Mammalia; Eulipotyphla; Soricidae. Bases 88 to 3093 code for a protein of 1001 amino acids. Gene Ontology annotation, molecular function: ATP binding; protein kinase activity. The record is from RefSeq and is a predicted model, not a curated record.
AUGCCAGCGUGGCUUCAUUCAUACAGAUGAACCAAGGAUUUGGAUAGCAAUAUAAAAUUAGAAUCAGACAGCUGACUGCCAAGCAGGAUGCCAUCAACUAACAGAGCAGGCAGCCUGAAGGAUCCUGAAAUUGCAGAGCUCUUCUUCAAAGAAGAUCCAGAGAAGCUCUUCACAGAUCUCAGAGAAAUUGGCCAUGGAAGCUUUGGUGCAGUGUAUUUUGCACGAGAUGUGCGUACCAAUGAAGUGGUGGCUAUUAAGAAAAUGUCUUAUAGUGGAAAGCAAUCCACAGAGAAAUGGCAGGACAUUAUUAAGGAAGUUAAAUUUCUACAAAGAAUAAAACAUCCCAAUAGUAUAGAAUAUAAAGGCUGCUAUUUACGUGAGCACACAGCAUGGCUUGUAAUGGAAUAUUGUUUAGGAUCUGCUUCAGAUUUACUGGAAGUUCACAAAAAGCCAUUGCAAGAAGUGGAAAUAGCAGCAAUUACACAUGGUGCUCUACAGGGAUUAGCUUACUUACAUUCUCAUACCAUGAUCCAUAGAGAUAUCAAAGCAGGAAAUAUUCUACUAACAGAACCAGGCCAGGUGAAACUCGCUGACUUUGGGUCUGCUUCCAUGGCAUCUCCUGCCAAUUCUUUUGUGGGAACACCAUAUUGGAUGGCCCCAGAAGUAAUUUUAGCCAUGGAUGAAGGACAAUAUGAUGGCAAAGUAGAUGUAUGGUCUCUUGGAAUUACAUGUAUUGAGCUAGCUGAAAGGAAACCUCCUUUAUUUAAUAUGAAUGCAAUGAGUGCCUUAUAUCAUAUAGCCCAAAAUGAAUCCCCUACACUACAAUCUAAUGAAUGGUCUGAUUAUUUUCGCAACUUUGUAGAUUCUUGUCUCCAGAAAAUCCCUCAAGAUCGCCCUACAUCAGAGGAACUUUUAAAGCACAUGUUUGUUCUUCGGGAACGCCCUGAAACAGUGUUAAUAGAUCUCAUUCAAAGGACAAAGGAUGCAGUCAGAGAGUUGGACAAUCUGCAGUAUCGAAAGAUGAAAAAACUUCUUUUCCAAGAGGCACACAACGGACCAGCAGUAGAAGCACAGGAGGAAGAAGAGGAGCCAGAUCAUGGUGUUGGAAGAACAGGAACAGUGAAUAGUGUUGGAAGUAAUCAGUCUAUUCCCAGUAUGUCCAUCAGUGCCAGUAGCCAAAGCAGUAGUGUUAACAGUCUUCCAGAUGCCUCAGAUGACAAGAGUGAACUAGACAUGAUGGAGGGAGACCACACAGUAAUGUCUAAUAGUUCUGUCAUCCACUUAAAACCUGAGGAAGAAAAUUACAGAGAAGAAGGAGAUCCUAGAACAAGAACAUCUGAUCCACAGUCCCCACCUCAAGUAUCUCGUCACAAAUCACAUUAUCGUAAUAGAGAACACUUUGCUACUAUACGAACAGCAUCAUUGGUUACAAGACAAAUGCAAGAACAUGAACAGGAUUCUGAACUUAGAGAACAGAUGUCUGGGUAUAAGAGAAUGAGGCGGCAACAUCAAAAGCAGCUGAUGACUUUAGAAAAUAAACUGAAGGCCGAGAUGGAUGAACAUCGCCUUAGAUUAGACAAAGAUCUUGAAACUCAGCGUAAUAAUUUCGCCGCAGAAAUGGAAAAGCUUAUCAAAAAACAUCAGGCUGCCGUGGAAAAAGAGGCUAAAGUAAUGGCCAAUGAAGAGAAAAAGUUUCAACAACAUAUUCAGGCCCAGCAGAAGAAAGAACUGAAUAGUUUUUUGGAGUCCCAGAAAAGAGAAUAUAAACUUCGAAAAGAACAGCUUAAAGAGGAGUUGAAUGAAAACCAGAGCACCCCUAAAAAAGAAAAACAGGAAUGGCUUUCAAAACAGAAAGAAAAUAUACAACAUUUCCAAGCAGAAGAAGAGGCUAACCUUCUUCGACGUCAGAGACAAUACUUAGAGUUAGAAUGUCGUCGUUUUAAAAGAAGAAUGUUACUUGGGCGCCAUAACUUGGAGCAGGACCUUGUCAGAGAGGAGUUAAAUAAAAGGCAAACUCAAAAGGACUUAGAGCAUGCCAUGUUACUUCGACAACAUGAAUCCAUGCAAGAAUUGGAGUUUCGCCAUCUCAAUACAAUUCAGAAGAUGCGCUGUGAAUUGAUCAGAUUACAGCAUCAAACCGAGCUUACUAAUCAGCUGGAAUAUAAUAAGCGAAGAGAAAGAGAACUAAGACGAAAACAUGUCAUGGAGGUUCGACAGCAGCCUAAGAGUCUAAAGUCUAAAGAACUCCAGAUUAAAAAACAGUUUCAGGACACCUGCAAAAUCCAAACCAGACAGUACAAAGCAUUAAGAAAUCACCUUCUGGAAACUACACCAAAGAGUGAGCACAAAGCUGUUCUGAAACGUCUCAAAGAGGAGCAGACCCGGAAGUUAGCCAUCUUGGCUGAGCAGUAUGAUCACAGCAUUAAUGAAAUGCUCUCCACACAAGCUUUGCGAUUAGAUGAAGCACAGGAAGCAGAAUGCCAGGUUUUGAAGAUGCAGCUGCAGCAGGAACUGGAGCUGUUAAAUGCAUAUCAGAGCAAAAUCAAAAUGCAGGCUGAGGCUCAACAUGAUCGAGAACUUCGGGAGCUUGAACAGAGGGUCUCCCUUCGCAGAGCACUUUUAGAACAAAAGAUUGAAGAAGAGAUGUUGGCUUUGCAGAAUGAACGCACAGAACGAAUACGAAGCCUGCUGGAACGUCAAGCCAGAGAAAUUGAAGCUUUUGACUCUGAAAGCAUGAGAUUAGGUUUUAGUAAUAUGGUUCUUUCUAAUCUCUCCCCUGAGGCAUUCAGUCACAGCUAUCCAGGAGCUUCUGGUUGGUCUCACAAUCCUACUGGGGGCCCAGCACCUCACUGGGGUCAUCCCAUGGGUGGCCCACCACAAGCCUGGGGCCAUCCUAUGCAAGGUGGACCCCAACCAUGGGGUCACCCCUCAGGGCCAAUGCAAGGGGUACCCCGAGGUAGCAGUAUGGGAGUCCGCAAUAGUCCACAGGCUUUGAGGCGGACAGCUUCUGGGGGACGGACGGAACAGGGCAUGAGCAGAAGCACGAGUGUCACUUCACAAAUAUCCAAUGGGUCACAUAUGUCUUAUACAUAACUUAAUUGAGAGUGGCAAUUCCUCUGGAGCUGUCUGCCAAAAGAAACUGCCUACAGACAUCGUCAUGGCAGCCUCCUCACUUGGGUACUACAGUGUGGAAGCUAAGUGCAUAUGGUAUAUUUUAUUCAUUUUUGUAAAGCAUUUUGUUUUGUGUUUACUUACUAAUUGGGUUGUCAUAGUAUUUGGCUGCCGGGAUUUAUUUUCUUUUUAACUUCUGGUGUAAUUUUGAAAAGGAGAAUUGAUAUAUAUGUGUUAGUACGUGUAUAUAGAGAUACACACAUACAUAUGUCAUGCAUGUGGUAAAAAGAAAUUGGCUAAAUUAGGGGGUAUUUUCUGAAUACUGCAAAAAUACACAUACAACAGAGUGGCUUAAUGCAUUACUUUUGGGCAACUAUCCUAAGAAGUUUGUGAAAAGAUCUAAAACUUUUCUCCAUACUCAGUAUUCUGCCACUCUUACCAGACAGAAUACACUGAAACAAGUUAUGAUGGAAACACACUUAUAUCCCCUCACCAGUGUAUUUUCUCUGUUAAAUGGUUCUGACUUCUCAGUUUUAUUUGAAGUAAAAGUGAAAGUGAAUAUCUAUGAACACUAAAGGGUUACAUUGACUUUUCAGAGAAUAGAAAACAACAUAGUUAUUUUUUCUGAAUGCUAUGUUGGUUUGUCAGUGUUUUUGUUUGUUGUCCAUCAUUUGUGCCUUCUUUGUGGCAUAGUGAGAUGGAGUUGCUUACGGAGAUCACAAGUUGUAUGAUAAUGUUAUCAUCAGACCUGUGAGCCUUUAAAAGAGAAGGUCAAAAGAGUGAAAGAAGCCCCUGAAAGUUUUAUCUGGUGGGUACAUUCAGCAGCAGAGUGAGGAAAUGAAGUCUAUAUAUCCUGACAUUUUGUUGCUUAUACUGUGAUAGCUCAUCCUAGCUAAGCUUUGGAACUCCCAAGACCCUAGACUGUACUUUUAUUUUGUUUGUACAAAAACAAAGCUAUAUAGCCAAUAAAAAUCAAAUGCCAGAGGUAUUUGAAUAAUGCCAUAUUUGCAAACUGCCACCUAUUAUAAUUCUCAUCACACUACAUAAUUUGAUAAUCCCCUUUGGCUUAUGGGAUUUCCUGUUUACAAAUAGAAUAGCCAAUUAUUUAAAUAGUUAGUUGCCAUAGUGAACCAGGAGUCACUGAGCCAAUGACUUUACCAGCUGCUGACUAAUCUUCAUCACCACUGUAGAUUUUGCUGCAUGUGCAGGUUCUCCUUUAUUUUAAUUGCUGUUUUCGUUGCUGCAAUACUUUACAAACUUCUAGUUCUUUGAGACUUAAUGAUCAUUGGCAUCAUGUUAACAUCAUGCAAUAAGUAACACCACUUCCAGAAGUCUCUAGCCUCAAGGCUAAAGUACUACUGAAAAGGAACUAGCAAGUUUGAAGAAAAACUUUUUAAUAAUAAUAAAUUAUAGUGGUCAGGGAAUAUCUUGACAAAAGCUUGAUAAAGCUAACUUUUUUCCCCCCAUAGGGGUACGUUUUGCUUUUAUUUUGCAAUGAAGGAUCAACUUGAUGCUGAAAGUCAGAUGUUACUCGGUAUUCUACUGCCAUUGUGGAAAUUGAGUGGGAAGUGAGGAAGGAA